This is a messenger RNA of Alternaria atra, 1431 nucleotides long. RefSeq lists its product as uncharacterized. The record is from RefSeq and is a predicted model, not a curated record. Gene Ontology annotation, biological process: zinc ion transmembrane transport. The transcript has 3 exons. NCBI's taxonomy places the organism in Eukaryota, Fungi, Ascomycota, Dothideomycetes, Pleosporales, Pleosporaceae. The coding region runs from base 1 to 1431 and encodes 476 amino acids. Gene Ontology annotation, molecular function: zinc ion transmembrane transporter activity. Gene Ontology annotation, cellular component: plasma membrane.
AUGCGCUCUGCCCUCUCUGCUGCAGUCCUACUGCUUGCGGGCUCUGUGAUUGCGCAGACUCCUACUGUUACUGUUACACAAGCUGGCGCAACUACCACGGUCUUCACUACUGGGGCUCCGUCAAUCACGGCAGUGUCAGACUGCCAUCCCCAUAGCACUGUACUCUGGUGCAUGGUCGGCGAAGAAGAAUACCAGGUAUCCGGGCCCACCGCGACCGAAGAAUUCCAAGCAGAGUACACCGGCUGCCACACCCAUGGCUCCGAGACAUACUGCGUCGACGAUGCUGGGGAAGACGUCCUAAUCAUGACCGAUGCUGCAGAAUCGACAGACAGCUCCUCACACACGGAAGAAGAAUCACCCGUGGAGUCUGAGGCCGAACCAGCUGGAAGCAAGGGACAUUGCCAUGACCACGCCGGUGUUGAGCACUGUGUCGGUGGAAGCGCAGAGGAUGUCAACUGUGAUGCUCCUCAACGCGACUACAACAUCCCCCUACGAGUGGGUCUUCUUUUCGUCAUCUUAUUCACCAGUGGACUUGGUGUCUUUAUGCCGGUCUUGACCAGGAGAUUCAACCUUAUUGGCGCCAACAACAUCAUUUUUGUCGUCCUCAAGCAAUUCGGAACCGGUAUCGUCAUUUCCACCGCCUUUGUCCAUCUCUUCACCCACGCCCAACUCAUGUUUGCGAACCAAUGUCUGGGUGUAUUGGAGUACGAGGCCACCACCGCUGCCAUAUUCAUGGCUGGACUGAUGCUGUCGUUCCUGAUUGACUACCUCGGCGCGCGCUUUGUCCAGUGGCGCCAAGGCAAGCAUGUUGCCCCCAACACCGAGGUGGCAACUGCUGGAGACAAAUCUGGAAACACUUCUCCUUCCGCGGAACCCAGCCAUGAGUUCAACCGAAGCCAUGGUCUUCCUCAUGUCCACGGUCCCAUGCGUGAGGCUACCCCCAUGGAAGAGAAAAUUAACGUGCUGAACCUCGAGGCGGGUAUCAUCUUCCACUCUAUCCUCAUCGGUAUUACGCUGGUCGUAGCAAGCGAUGGUUUCUUCAUCACUCUCUUCAUCGUUAUCCUCUUCCAUCAGAUGUUCGAAGGCAUUGCCCUCGGUACCUGCAUCGCGGAGCUCCCCAAAGCUGCGGCCGGAACAGCACAAAAGCUCCUCAUGUGCGGUACCUUUGCGCUUAUCACGCCUAUCGGCAUGGCCAUCGGUAUCGGUACGCUAGACCACUUCAACGGCAACGACCCCAGCACCAUCAUCGCCAUUGGAACGCUCGAUGCACUCUCCGCUGGUAUCCUGGCAUGGGUUGGACUUGUAGAGAUGUUGGCGAGGGAUUGGAUGCAUGGAAAGUUGCUCAAUGCGGGUGCGGUCAGGACCGUGUGCGCGUUGUUCGCAUUGAUUUGCGGUCUCAUUCUCAUGAGUGUUCUCGGCAAAUGGGCCUGA